AGCCAUUUUGGCUCAAGCCUGCCUUGGGCGCCAGGCGGGCGAGGUGCGCGCUUUGUCUCUCUCUCCGUAGAGUCCCGUCGCCUCGGCGGGCAAAGAGAGCGGCUCUGUCUCAGUCCCCUCGUCCUGCGGCCCUGGCAAUGGCUACGGUCCCCUCGCCCCCGAGCGCGGGUCAGGUGGCGGCCCUUGCCUUACUGGCUCGGGCGGCGGCGGCAGGCGCGGCGGAGGGCGGAGGCGGGCGGCAGAGUGUGGCUGCGGCCGUGGCUGCUGCCCUCCGCACUGUCGCCUCCCUGCUGGGCCUGCAGCAGGACGUCCAGAAGACACCGCUCGACGAGGCGGGCGAGCAGCAGGUGGCGACGCGGCUCCUGGCGAUCGAGCGGGCGCUCUCGCUCCAGGUCGCGGGACAGCCCGUCCCAGGCGCGGUCCGCCUGGACCGCAACCUCGCCGCCCACGCCGAGAUUGGCAAGGGCGCCGGCGUCCUUGGCCUGCCGGUCGCGGAGAAGCGGCGCCGGCAGCGCGGCCGCAGGCGCGGGCGCAAGCAAUCCGAGCUGUCCGACACGGAGGGCCCCUCGGAUGAGAAAGACGAGCACCGGUCCAACCUUGUCUGCACGGACUCGGACCAGGGCUGCGACAAUCCACACUACAAGUACGGGGAUGGGGACAAGGAGAAGAUCGAGAAGGUGGUGCACGAUACCUUCAACCUGAUGGACCAGCGGACCUCCACCCUCCUGAGUUUCGAGGGCAAGCAGAAGGAGCUGGAGACCAUCGACAACCCCAUUCCCAAGAAGGCGCUCGAGACUGACCAGGCGGUGCAGGACACAGACGCUGUGCGAGAGUCGCAGCGCAAGGGCGUGCUCAAGGAGUACAUGUCGUCGGCUGCUUCCGCUCCCCUCGAGUGCAUGAAAAACGAGCCCAGCCUGGGCAAGGGUGGCAAGAGUAAGCCCCGCGGCUCCUACGCCAUGGUCAACAUUGGCAUGGGUAGGUCGGGCUUCGAGCCGCUUGGGCGCGUCGGCAAGGGCAAGGACAAGGGCAUCGGCCUCUGAAUCGCCUGCCGUUCGCACCCCUGCAGAUUUAUAGGCUGCAGGGUAUCGGCGCUAGCCACGUCAGAAGGCUAUCGCUUCUGCUUCUGCCCUCGAGCAAAAAAAAUCCUCCUCCUCCUCCUCCUCCGCUUCCCGCGGCUUCGCGCGAGAGAAGCCGCGCAGGGCGAGCUCCCCAGGGGCGGGGUCCUGGCUGAUGUUGACCCUGGCGAAAGGCCAGACGAUGCUCGACGCAGGGCCGCGAGCACCGCCUCCGCCGAGUGCGGCACUGGACGGGGGACGGAGCAGGUCAGGCCACCUGUUCCGUUUCCCUCUGGGCCCUCCAGGUCGAUUCCUCAUUGCGCC
Prorocentrum cordatum is the source of this 1379-nucleotide messenger RNA. NCBI's taxonomy places the organism in Eukaryota, Dinophyceae, Prorocentrales, Prorocentraceae. The record is from the annotation of a GenBank genome assembly.